UCGCGGGCGGGCCUGGGGCGUGCGCCGUUCCCCUCCCCUCGGGUCUCGGAAGUCCGUGCCAGCGACCGAGGCGGCGGCGGCGAGCUGGUCCUGUGGCCUGGAAAAAUCCUGCAAAAAUGUCUCUGUACCCAUCUCUUGAAGACCUGAAGGUAGACAAAGUAAUUCAGGCUCAAACUGCCUUUUCUGCAAACCCUGCCAACCCAGCAAUUUUGUCUGAAGCUUCUGCUCCUCCCAUCUCUCAAGAUGGAAAUCUCUAUCCUAAACUGUAUCCGGAGCUCUCUCAGUACAUGGGCCUGAGUUUAAACGAAGAAGAAGUACGUGCAAAUAUGGCCAUGGUCACUGGAGCACCAGUUCAGGGGCAGUUGGUAGCAAGACCUUCCAGUAUGAACUAUAUGGUGGCUCCUGUAACUGGUAAUGAUGUUGGAAUUCGUAGAGCAGAAAUUAAGCAAGGGAUUCGUGAAGUCAUUCUGUGUAAGGAUCAAGAUGGAAAAAUUGGGCUCAGGCUUAAAUCAAUAGAUAAUGGUGUAUUUGUUCAGCUAGUCCAGGCAAAUUCUCCAGCCUCUUUGGUGGGUCUGCGAUUUGGGGACCAGGUACUCCAGAUCAACGGGGAAAACUGUGCAGGCUGGAGCUCUGAUAAGUCACACAAGGUGCUCAAACAGGCUUUUGGCGAGAAGAUUACUAUGACUAUUCGUGACAGGCCCUUCGAACGGACAAUUACCAUGCAUAAGGAUAGUACUGGACAUGUUGGCUUUAUCUUUAAAAAUGGAAAGAUAACAUCCAUAGUGAAAGAUAGUUCUGCAGCCAGAAACGGUCUUCUCACUGAACAUAAUAUAUGUGAAAUCAAUGGACAGAAUGUCAUUGGAUUGAAGGACUCUCAAAUUGCAGACAUACUGUCAACAUCUGGGACUGUAGUUACUAUUACAAUCAUGCCUGCUUUUAUCUUUGAACAUAUUAUUAAACGGAUGGCACCAAGCAUUAUGAAAAGCCUGAUGGAUCACACCAUUCCUGAGGUUUAAAAGUCAUGGCACAAUGGAAACUUCGCUGAACUCCAGUUUACUUCUUUGGCAACUUAACUUUCUAUUAUGCACAUGAAGCUUUCUAGGAGCCAGAGAGCAUAUGCUGCAUGAGGACCUUUCUGUCUUACAUUAUGGCUGGGAAUCUCACUGUUUGAUCUGAUACCUUGUUCAGACUUCAGGAUAGUUGUAUAGCCUUAUCCUGGUUUUACAAAUGUGAAACUUUGAAAAAAUUUAUUGACUUUCAUAGAACAGUUUCUUUACUGGAAACCCGAUGCUUUUACAAGCCAUUAUGAUUAGGAUGACUGAUAGAGGCUUAGCUUUGUGUUAGAACCAGUUACCUUUAUCCUAGAGAUCAAGUAGCACUGUUUAAUUACUUUAGUUCUAUGGUAUAUUUGCAUUUUUACUGUGUUACCACAGUAUAUUUAGAAUGAUUGCUUUUGAUAGUUUUUCCCUUUUUUUUUUUUUUAGUGCUCUGUGUGUAUGUGUGUAAAACACCAAUUAAGUAACACUGGUUUCAUUCCACGUAAGCAUUAUACAGUGUAUGUAGGUUGCAAGAGAUUGUGUUAUCACUAAAUUUUAACUACCUUCACUUAAUAUGCUUAAACUGUCGCCUUAACUAUGCUAAGCAUCUAGAAUAAAAGCCAAAAUAUAACUAUUGCUGCCUUUAUAAAACCCAGAAUGCAGUUCUGUAUUAAACUGAAACGUACAGCAGCCCAGAACAUUUACUGGGACAUAGUGAGCUAUAGCAUAGCUGCUUAGUGGCAUUUGAGAUUUUCUAGUCAUUGUGUAAUGGAAACUUCUUUCUUCUAAAAGUUACUGGUAUCACUUUCUGAGAAAUGAAUCACUAUAUAUUUAAUGUAAAAAUUCUUAUAGUAAAUAGGAUAAACUUUUGACUCCCUUCUUUCAUUUGUAGAUUAAGUGGGAUAAUACCUAAUUGUGGCAUUUUUACUCUUAGCAUUAUGUAACCUAGCUACUUUGGGAUGGUCUCAGAAUGUUUCCCUGGUAAUUUGUUACAUUUCCUGACUCCUCCCUGCAAACAAAAUGGCAGUGACAUUUUAUCCUGAUUUUUUCUUAUUUUUGGUUUAUGUCUAUUCUAUUUUAAUUAAAUAUAUAUAAAUAAAGUUAAA
Molecule: messenger RNA, 2143 nt
Organism: Diceros bicornis minor
Lineage: Eukaryota; Metazoa; Chordata; Mammalia; Perissodactyla; Rhinocerotidae
Gene: SDCBP
Product: syndecan binding protein
Exons: 9
Coding region: 117-1016 (299 amino acids)
Biological process (GO): positive regulation of transforming growth factor beta receptor signaling pathway
Cellular component (GO): plasma membrane; cytoplasm
Molecular function (GO): syndecan binding
Source: RefSeq, a predicted model, not a curated record